AGUUUCCAGAAGCCAAUCCAAGGUUAGAGGCGGGACUUGAUGGUAACUGAAGUGUUGCUCCGCGCUACUCACGGGUAGUCCCCAGAACACUUUUUUGCCGCAGAUGUGUCUCGCCAGGGUCAUUCAGGGCUGGUUGUGAUUCUCCGGAGAUACACGGAGGUCUCCGAUAUACGUGCUCCGUCCGAAAGCACGAGGAUGGCUACGAGUUCACACGACAGGCCUCUCUCUGAAUCCGUGGAGUGUGUCCUUAAUGAGUCUGAAAAUGAAACCGGGCCAUUUGUGACCCCUCAGAAGCAUGUAGCAGAUGUGACUCCUAAUCUUUGCACCCCGGAUACCUUUAAGUCACCUUUGGACUUCUCCACAGUAACCGUAGAGCAGUUGGGAAUUACACCUGAAAGCUUUGUUAAGACCUCUUCCGGAAAGUCAACAUCUUCCCUUCAGAAGAACAGGCGCCGUUCCACUGUUGGCCUGCGGGGCUCCCCAGAAACAAACUGCCUGAUCCGCUUCAUUGCCCAGCAGCGGAACCUCAAGAAUGCUGCGAGAUCCAGGUCUUCAUUGGCGUGCGAGCCCCAGUUUCAGGGCAGCCCAAGACUGUAUCGAAAUGCUGGUGUGUUAAGAGAGCGAAUGUCUGCUUUUCGGUCAGCUUUUCACCCCAUACAGGAAACUGAGAAGAUGGCCAGUGGCCCCUCAGCAUCAGAGGCAGACAGAGAGUCUAAGAUAGCAGAUUUGACCAACAAAGAAGGUCUUGUUGAAUAUCAGCAGUCUGGGUUCCCUGUAAACUCCUCUUCAAAGCGGAGGAGAAUAUCCUCCCAGGACAGCCCCGAUGAUUAUCUCAGUGGCACCAAAACGUUUGCUGACGGAGACCGUUCUGGGGGUACCUCCACAGAUCUUGCUGAGAAGUCAUCUGGCGUCAGUUCAGCCCAGCCUGAAUGUACGGCUGCUCCCCUUCUAGAGCUCAAGGAGGCUUCCCAGGGACUUGCAGCGACUGACCAUGCAGAGGGCACAAGAUCAGUUGAUGCUGUUCCACUGCUGAGCUCAGACACAGCCACUGCCACCAGGUCUCCAGAGGCUCCUGUGUGUGGGAGCAGCAGCCCCUCCACUAAGACCUUUGUGCUUCGUUCUGUGUUGAAGAAACCUGGUAAGCUGUUCUCAGAGAAUGGAAAGGAGUACAACCUCUGUGAUGUCGGCACUCAUCUGAUCCCAUGCCCUUCAAACUGUUGCAAAGAAGAAAGAGCCGGUAAAGAAAACUGCAAAACACCAGGCUGUUUGAAUCUGAGGAAGAGGAAGAGAGUUACUUUUGGAGAGGACUUAAGCCCUGAAGUGUUUGAUGAAUCUUUACCAGCCAAUACUCCAUUGUGUAAAGGAGGAACACCUGUUCGUCCAAGGAUCAUAAAAGCUACCAGUCCCCUGCAGUCCCCAGUUCAUGAGCAGUUCCUUCAGCCAAACUUUGAUGACAAGGAGGAGAAUCUUGAAAACAUAGAACCACCUCAGGGAUCAUUUGCAAUUCUGAGUCCUAGUAAAUCCUCACUCUCUGAGACUCCUCCAGGCACUAACACUUGCAGUUCUUUAAGUAAAGAUGAAGAAAUAAUCUGCAGUGUUGGUAAGCGUACACGAACUUCUCACAGAAUAAAGCAGAUGCUGAGUUCUGCAGGAAAGGGUAUUUGCAACUCAUAUACUACACAAGCUGAGCCCUCGAAAGAGAAGAUGAACGGGAGGAAAUCUCAAGAAAAAAAGCAUAAAAACAACGCACUUCCUAAAAAGAAACAGGUUUUAAAAUGUUACAGAAAAAAGAAAAGAAAGGGGAAAAAAGGUGUUGAGAAAUGCUUAUAUGGGCAAAGAGACAUUGCGUCCAAGAAGCCACUCCUGAGCCCGAUUCCUGAGCUGCCUGAAGCUUCUGAAGCGACCCCUCUGGCUGACUGCACACAGAGGACAUGCUCAGAUGAUUUCAACAGACGUGGUGAGCCGGAAGAAGUGAACUCUUUUGAAAUUCCCAGGAAAAAGAAGAGAUGCUUGCCACAGAAGGAAGAUCUGCCUGAGCUGGAUCCAGCUCGUGAUCAGUCUCCUGUCUCUGAUGUGUGCUGCAACUUGUUGCCUCUCACUGCUGGGUCAAAUGCCUGUACCAGAGACACAGAUAGCGAAGGGAACACCAGAGUGGAGACUAAGUGUCAAAGUGCCAAGGAGCCAGAAACAGGGACCAUGACCGAAUGCAGUCGUGUGCCUUGUGCUUCCGUGACCCAAGGCCACCUCGUGUCGGGUAAGCCACAGCCUCUGGGCAGCCCUCAGAACCAGGGCUUCCUCACGGCUGGUCAAAAUUUGGAAAGUCCUUGUGAGAUCCUUAUGGUUUCAGAGAGUGUAAAUAUAAAGUGUGAGAAAGAUAGUGAAUGCCCAGCUCCACAGGGAACUCUGCAGGGCAGCCCUUUCUCAACCGACUCAGAAAGAGAACCUAACUGUUCGGAAGAUGUCCUCACUGAAAAAAUAAAAGAAGCAACAAGCAACAGUGAGAAUGUGGAAAGGAAGUGUGCAGACAACGGCGGCACUGCCAGUGGGAAAGAGAGGAAAUGGAGAACACACACUGUAUGUUGUGAGGGUCAGAGCUCAUACCUGGAACAAAACGGGAAGGCCGAGUCUUCCUACAGUGGGAAAAACUCUGUAGAAAUUACUUUAGAAAAUCCCCAGCUGGUUGAAGAGCUGUCUAACACCAUAGAGCAAAGCUUUCAGAGAAUAAGUAGUAAAACCAAAGUGAGACGCAGCACCAGGCUCCAGGGAAACUUGGAAAAUACAGGCCUUGUGUGGCUGUCUCCAAGUCCUUCCACUUCCUGGAAACCCAAAAGGAGAAUGACAAUUGGUUCCUUAGGCAGCAUGGGAUUUGAAAGUGCAUCCUCCAAAGAAGAGACUGUAUCCUCAGGACAAAACCCAGGGCCCCUACCGGCUAUCUCAGGCAGUGAGAGCCAGGGUGCUGGUUCUUCUGAGCUACCUAAGAAGAGGAGGAAAAGCUUUUGCGUGUCUACCCUCACAGAUGCUAACAGUAGCACUCAGCCACCACACUUCAAGAGAAAUCCCUCUCUCAAGAAGGAAGGAAGCUCUCAGCUGCCCUGAGGGGGCUGAGCCCAGGAAGACAAAGGCAGGAACAGAUAAUUCCACCUGACAUUGGCUCUUAAGGAAGAGGACCCAGCUUCCUGUCCGCCACUUCAACCCUAUUCAAACCUCAGUGCAUUGCACAUUUCUAAUAAAAAUCAUUGAGUUAUGAUGA
Molecule: messenger RNA, 3250 nt
Organism: Apodemus sylvaticus (European woodmouse)
Lineage: Eukaryota; Metazoa; Chordata; Mammalia; Rodentia; Muridae
Gene: Cdca2
Product: cell division cycle associated 2
Exons: 15
Coding region: 196-3096 (966 amino acids)
Biological process (GO): regulation of mitotic nuclear division; regulation of chromosome segregation
Cellular component (GO): nucleus; chromosome
Source: RefSeq, a predicted model, not a curated record